GCGCCGGGCGCGGAGGUUUUUGUACAGUUUCCUGGGAUCCAGCCCGGCAGGAUGGCCGAUGAAGGAGCCGUCGCCGUCGCCGUCUGCGUGCGGGUUCGGCCGCUCAACAGCAGAGAAGAGGCGCUUGGAAAAGAUACUCAAGUUUACUGGAAAACUGACAAUAAUACAAUUUAUCAAGUUGAUGGGAGUAAAUCCUUCAAUUUUGAUCGUGUCUUUCAUAGUAAUGAAACUACUAAAAAUGUGUAUGAAGAAAUAGCAGUACCAAUCAUAGAUUCUGCCAUACAAGGCUACAAUGGUACUAUAUUUGCCUAUGGGCAGACUGCAUCAGGAAAAACAUAUACUAUGUUGGGGUCACAAGAUUAUUUGGGAGUAAUACCCAGGGCAAUUCAUGACAUUUUCCAAAAAAUUAAGAAGUUUCCUGAUAGGGAAUUUCUUUUACGUGUGUCUUACAUGGAGAUAUACAAUGAAACCAUUACAGACUUACUCUGUGACACUGAGAAAAUGAAGCCUUUAAUAAUUCGGGAAGACUUCAAUAGGAAUGUGUAUGUGGCUGAUCUCACAGAAGAAGUUGUUUAUACAUCAGAAAUGGCUUUGAAGUGGAUCACAAAAGGAGAGAAGAACAGGCAUUAUGGAAUUACAAAAAUGAAUCAAAGAAGUAGUCGUUCUCAUACCAUUUUUAGGAUGAUUUUGGAAAGUAGAGAGAAAGGUGAACCUAAUUUUGAAGGAUCUGUCAAGGUGUCCCAUUUGAAUUUGGUUGAUCUUGCUGGCAGUGAAAGAGCUGCUCAAACAGGUGCUGAAGGUUUGCGACUCAAAGAAGGCUGUAAUAUAAAUCGAAGCUUAUUUAUUUUGGGACAAGUGAUCAAGAAACUUAGUGAUGGACAAGUUGGUGGUUUCAUAAAUUAUCGAGAUAGCAAAUUAACACGAAUUCUCCAGAAUUCCUUGGGAGGAAAUGCAAAAACACGUAUUAUCUGCACAAUUACUCCAGUGUCUUUUGAUGAAACUCUUACUACUCUCCAGUUUGCCAGCACUGCUAAACAUAUGAAGAAUACUCCUUACGUUAAUGAGGUAUCAAAUGAUGAAGCUCUCCUGAAAAGAUACAGAAAAGAAAUAAUGGAUCUUAAAAAGCAAUUAGAGGAGGUUUCUUUAGAGACUCGAGCCCAGGCAAUGGAAAAAGACCAAAUGGCACAACUUUUGGAAGAAAAAGAUUUACUUCAAAAAGUGCAGAUUGAGAAAAUUCAAAACUUAACACGGAUGCUGGUGACCUCUUCUUCCCUCACAUCACAACAGGAAUUAAAGGCUAAAAAAAAACGAAGAGUUACUUGGUGCCUUGGCAAAAUUAACAAAAUGAAAGACUCAAACUAUGUAAAUGAAUUCAAUAUGCCAGUGAAUGUAACAACAAAAACACAUAAGGCUGCUGUAACUUUAGGAGAAAUUGAUGAAUCUGUCUGUUCAGAGUCUGAUAUUUUCAGUAACACUCUUGAUACAUUAACUGAGAUAGAGUGGAAUCCAGCAACAAAGCUACUAAGUCAGGAAAACUUAGAAAGUGAAUUGAGUUCACUUCGUGCAAACUAUGAUAAUCUGGUGUUAGACUAUGAACAACUAAGAAGAGAAAAUGAAGAAAUGGAAUUGAAAUUAAAAGAAAAGAAUGAUUUGGAUGAAUUUGAGGCUCUAGAAAGAAAAGCAGAGAAAGAUCAAGAGAUGCAACUAAUUCAUGAAAUUUCCAACUUAAAGAAUUUAGUUAAGCAUGCAGAAGUGUAUAAUCAAGAUCUUGAGGAUGUACUAAGUUCAAAAGUAGAGCUGCUUAGAGAAAAGGAAGACCAGAUUAAGAAGCUACAGAAAUACAUAGACUCUCAGAAGUCAGAAAGUAUGGAAAUGGACUUGCCAUACUCAUCGGAAAACACUGAAGACUUAAAACAAAUGAAACAGACUCUGCUUGAUGCUGAAACUGUAGCUCUUGAUGCCAAGAGAGAAUCAGCCUUUCUCAGAAGUGAAAAUCUAAAGGUGAAAGAAAAAAUGAAAGAACUUGCAAGUACAUGCAAGCAAAUGGAAAAUGAUAUUGAGUUAUAUCAAAGCCAGUUGGAGGCAAAAAAGAAAAUGCAAGUUGAUCUGGAGAAAGAAUUACAAUCUUCUUUUAAUGAAAUAACAAAACUCACCUCCCUUAUAGAUGGCAAAGUUCCAAAAGAUUUACUGUCUAAUAUGGAAUUGGAAAGGAAAAUUACCCAUCUCCAGAAAGCACUGAAUAAGGAAGUCGAAGAAAAUGAAGCUUUGCACAAAGAAGUUAGUUUGCUCUCAGAACUGAAAUCUUUACCUUCAGAAGUAGAAAUGCUAAGGAAGGAGAUACAUGAUAAAUCUGAAGAGCUCUGUAUAAUAACAUCGGAAAAAGAUAAAUUGUUUUCUGAAGUAGCUCAUAAGGAAAGUAGAAUUCAAGAUUUACUUGAAGAAAUUGGGAAAACUAAACAUGACCUAGCAACUUCCCAGGUGAAUUAUGAAAGCACUGAUCAAGAAUUCCAAGAUGUUAAAAAUCAUCAUAUUGAAUUUGAGCAAAAGUAUAAGAUGGUCCUUGAAGAGAAUGCAAAAUUGAAACAGGAAAUAGGAAAUCUCUCUAAAGAAGCUCAAGAACCUGGUUUAAAUUUGGAUGCUUUGAAGACAGAGCUCUCUCACAAAACCCAAGAACUUCAGCAGAAAACAACUGAGAAUCAAAAAAGGUUAAAAGAAGUGGAAGAGCUGAAGGAACAAUUAGAAAGUAGAGAUUCUAGGCUUCACACUGUAGAAAAGGAGAAAACACUGCUUACUGAGAAACUUCAACAAACCUUAGUAGAAGUAAAAACCUUAACCCAAGAAAAGGAUGAUCAAAAACAACUCCAAGAGAGCCUGCAAAUUGAGAGGGACCAACUCAAAAGUGACAUUCAGGAUACUAUAAACAUGAAUAUAGACACCCAGGAACAACUACGAAAUGCUCUUGAGUCUUUGAAACAACACCAAGAAACGAUUAACACACUAAAAAUGAAAAUUUCUGAGGAAACUUCCAAGAAUUUGCAUAUAGAGGACAACUUAGGAGAAACUGAGGAUGAAUUUCAGGAGAAGAUGGUUGGCAUAGAUAAAAAACAAAAUUUGGAAGCCAAAAAAACCCAAGCACUGAUUGCAGAUGUUGAGGAUAAUGAGCUAAUUGAGCAACAGAGAAAGAUAUCUUCUUUAAUACAGGAGAAAAAUGAACUGCAACAAAUGUUAGAGAGUAUUACAGCAGAAAAGGAACAACUGAAGACUGACCUAAGGGAAAGCAUUGAAAUGACCAUUGAAAACCAGGAAGAAUUAAGAAUUCUUGGAAAUGAACUUAAAAAGCAACAAGAGAUAGUUGCACAAGAAAAAAGCCAUACCAUAAAGAAAGAAGAAGAGCUUUCUAGGACCUGUGAAAAACUGGCAGAAGUUGAAGAAAAGCUGAAGGAAAAGAGCCAACAACUCCAAGAAAAACAGCAACAACUUCUUAGUGUACAAGAAGAGAUGACCGAGAUUCAGAAAAAGAUGAAUGAAAUGGAAAAUUUAAAGAAUGAACUAAAGAACCAAGAAUUAACAUUGGAACGUAUAAAAAUUGAGAGGCUAGAGUUGGUUCAGAAACUUCAUGAAAAUUCUGAGGAAAUGAAAUUCAUAACCAAAGAAAGAAAUGAUCUAAAGGAAUUACAGGAGUCAUUUGAAAUAGAAAGAAAUAAGCUUAAAGGACACAUAAGAGAAAUUGAAGCUACAGGUCUAGAAACAAAAGAAGAACUAAAAGUGGCCCACAUGCUUCUAAAAGAGCACCAAGAAACUGUUGAAGAACUAAGAAGAAACAUUUGUGAGAAGACAGCUCAAAUAAUAAAUAUUCAGAAGAACUUAGAGAAAUCCAAUACUGAAUUGCAAGAAAAGGUCCCAGUGCUUCAUGAGGAACAGGAGCUACUUGCUAAUGUGAAAGAAGUCAGUGAUAUUCAGGAAACAAUGGAUGAACCAGAGCUAUUGAAAGAACAAUCCAAAACCAAGGAUUCAAAAACACUGGCAAGUGCAGAAAUGGAAAGUCUCAGGUUGACUGAAAAACUUCAAGAAAGUCACGAAGAAAUAAAAUCUCUCACUAAGGAAAGAGACGAUCUUAAAAUGACAAAAGAAGCACUUCAGGUUGAAUGUGACCAACUGAAAGAAGAAAUUAGAGAAACUUUGACUAAAAUUCAAGCAUCUCAAGAGGAACAGUCCUUCCAUAUGAAAGAAAAAGACAAUGAGACUAAGAAAAUAAUGAGUGAGAUGGAGCAAUUGAAGGAGCAAUUCAAAGUCAAAGACUCAGCACUACUAAGGCUAGAAAUGGAAAAGCUUGAGUGGUCUGAGAGACUUCAAGAAAGUCAUGAUGAAGUGAAAUCUAUAGCUAAGGAGAGAGAUGACCUACAGAGGCUACAAGAAGUUCUUCAAUCUGAAAGGAACCAACUCCAAGAAAACAUAAGAGAAAUGGCAGCUAAACACCUAGAAACCAAAGAGGAACUUGAAGUUGCUCAUUGUCACCUAAAAGAACAGGAGGAAACUAUUGGUAAAUUGAGAGUGGAUCUUUCAGAGAGGGAAACUGAAAUAUCAAGCAUUCAACAGGAAUUAGAAACAACAAAUGAUGAAUUACAGAAAAAGACCCAAGAGCUUCAUGAGAAACAGAAACAAUUGAUUACCAUAAAAGAAAGCAGUGAAACUCAGGAAAAAAUGAGUGAACUGGAACAGUUAAAGGAACAUCUCAAAGCCAAAGAUUCAUCACUACAAAGAAUAGAAAGCGAGAGGCUCAAGUUGACUGAGAAACUUCAGGCAAGUCAAGAAGAAAUAAAAACCAUAAUUAAGGAAAGAGAUGAUCUGGAAAGGGUGCAGGAAGUCCUUCAAAAGGAAAGAGACCAACUCAAAGAAAACAUUAAAGAAAUUGUAGCUGAAGGACAGAAAGUCAAAGAGGAACUAAAAGCUACUUACAUUCUUCUGAAGGAGUACCAAGAAACCAUUAAUACAAGGAAUAGUUCAGAGAAGACAGAUCAAGGAGCAAAUAUUCAGAGAGACUUAGAAAUUUCAGAUACUGAAUUACAGGCAAAGAUUCAAGAACUUCAAGAAGAAGAACAUCAACUUCUUAAGAUGAAAGAUGUCAGUGAGACUCAGGAAAAAAUAUGUGAAAUGGGAAACUUGAAGAAGCAACUUGAGGCCCAAAAGUCAACCCUGGAAAAUACAGAAUUGGAGAACAUAAGGUUAACUCAGAGACUCCAUGAAAAUCUUGAAGAAGUAAGAUCUGUUACAAAAGAAAGAGAUGACCUUAGGAGUGUGGAGGAGACUCUCAAAGUAGAGAUAGACCAGCUCAAGGAAAACCUAAGAGAAACCACAAUUAGAGACUUGGGAAAACAAGAGGAACUAAGAAUUGCCCAAAUGAAUCUGAAAGAGCACCAAGAAACCAUCGAUAAACUCAGAGGAAUUGUUUCAGAGAAGACAGAUGAGAUAUCAAAUAUUCAAAAGGCUUUAGAAAACACAAAUACUGCCUUAAAAGCACAGAUCCAAGAACUUCAGGAGAAGGAACGUCAACUUCUUAAGGUAAAAACUGAUCUCAGGGAAAAUACAUAUCAAACAGAGCAGUUGAAGAAGCAAUUAGAGGCCCAGAAUUCAACCCUGGAAAGCAUAGAAACAGAGAAGUUAAGGUUGACUCAGAAACUUCAAGAAAACCUUGAAGAAAUAAAAUCUGUUACUAAGGAAAGAGAUGACCUAAGAAGAAUGGAGCGAACCCUCAAAAUGGAGCAAGACCAGCUCAGUGAAAUCCUCAGAGAAACAAAAGCUAAAGACCUUGGAAAACAAGAGGAACUAAGAAUUGCUCACAUGCAUCUGAAAGAUCACCAGGAAAUUAUUGAUAAACUCAGAAGGAUUGUUUGUGAGAAGACAGAAGAAAUAUCAAAUAUGCAAAUGGAUUUAGAAAAUUCAAAUGCUAAAUUACAAGAAAAGGUCCAAGAACUUAAAGCAAAUGAACAUCAACUUUUUAAGUUAAAAGAAGAGGUUAGUGAGACACAGAAAAAAAUAUGCGGCCUAGAGCGACUGAAGAAAGAAUUCAAGGCCCAAAGUUUAACUCUGGAUAAAAUAGAAAUGGAGAACUUAAAUUUGGCUCAGAAACUUCAUGAAAACCUUGAAGAAAUGAAAUCUGUAAUGAAAGAAAGAGAUAACCUAAGGAGAGUAGAAGAGACUCUGAAACUGGAGAGAGACCUACUCAAGGCAGACCUGCAAGAAGCCAUAGCUAGAGAUCUGGAAACACAAGAGCAACUAAAAAUUGCCCAUAUGCAUUUGAAAGAACACCAAGAAACUAUUGAUAAAUUCAGAGAGAAAGUUUCAGAAAAGACACCUCAGAUUUCAAAUAUUCAGAAGGAUUUAAAUAAAUCAAAAGACAAAUUACCGAGAAAGAUACCAGAACUUCAGAGAAAAGAGCUUCAACUUGUUAGAAUGGAAGAAGAUGUCAAUAAAACUCAUAAAAAAGUGAAUGAAAUGGAAGAAUUGAAGAAGCAAUUUGAUGCCCAAAAUUUAUCUGUGCAAAAUGUGGCAAUGGAUAACUUACACUUGACCAAGAAACUGUAUGAAAACCUUGAAGAAAUAAGAAUUGUAGCUAAGGAAAGAGAUGAGCUAAAGAGAAUAAAAGAGUCUCUCAAAAUGGAAAGAGACCAAUUCAGAGAAACAUUGAGAGAAAUGAUAGCUAGAGAUCAACAGAACCACGGAGAGGUAGUAAAAUAUGAAAAAAAAAUACUGUGUGAUGGAAACCAACACCUUAUAGAAAGCCUGAGAGAAAAGUGCUUCAGGAUAAAAGAGCUUCUUAAGAGAUACUCAGAGAUGGAUAAUCAUUAUGAGUGCUUAAAUAGAUUGUCUCUUGACUUGAAGAAGGAAAUCGAAACACAAAAAGAGCUUUCAAUUAGAGUAAAAGCAAACCUCGCACUUCCAUGUCCACAAAGCAAGCAAAUUCAAAAACUUCUCACUGCAAACCAAAGGUGUUCCAUGGAAUUUCAUAGAGUCAUGAAGAAACUUCAGUAUGUGUUAAGCCAUGUUACAAAGAUAAAGGAAGAACAACAUGAAUCCAUCAAUAAACUUGAAAUGGCUUUUAUUGAUGAAGUGGAAAAGCAAAAUGAACUGCUAAUUAAAAUACAGCACCUUCAACAAGAUUAUGAUGUACCGCCCAGAGAAUCAAGGGACCUCAAAUUGAGCCAGAGUAUGGAUCUGCAUAUUGAGGAAAUUCUCAAGGAUUUUUCAGAAAGUGAUUGCCAUAGCAUAGAGACUGAAUUUCAGCAAGUACUAAGUAAUAGAAAAGAAAUGACCCGGUUUUUGGAAGAGUGGUUGAAUGCUCAUUUUGAUAUAGAAAAGCUUAAAAAUGGCAUCCAGAAAGAAACUGAUAGUAUUUUUCAAGUGAAUAACUUCUAUAAUAACAAAAUAAUUGCUAUAAUGAAUGAAUCAACAGAAUUCGAAGAAAGAAAUGCCACCAUAGCCAAAGAAUGGGAACAUGAUCUGAAAUCAAUGAAGGAGAACAAUGAAAAACUGUUUAAAAACUACCAAACUUUGAAGAUCUCCCUGACCUCUGGUCCCCUUGUUAAUCCUACUACACAAGACAAUAAAAAUCUUCAUGUUACAUCAAGAACUACACAACAAGCCACAGAGAAAACUCAAGAGCUGGAAACGUCACUCCAUGAAGCUAAAGAAAGCGCUAUGCAUGAGGAAGGCAAGAUUAUAAAGAUGCAGAAAGAACUUGAGAUGACUAAUGACAUAAUAGCAAAACUUCAAGGGCAAGUUAAUGAAUCAAAUGAUUGCCUUGAAAAAACAAAAGAAAUGAUCCAAAUACUUCAGGACAAAGUGGCUUUAGGAGCUAAGCCCUAUAAAGAAGAAAUUGAGGAGCUCAAAACGAAGCUGGUGAAAAUAAACCUAGAGAAGAUGAAAAACGCCAAGGAUUUUGAAAAGGAAAUCGCUUCGACAAAAGCCACCGUGGAAUAUCAAAAAGAAGUUAUAAGGCUAUUGAGAGAAAAUCUUAGAAGAAAUCAACAGGCCCAAGAUACCUCAAUGGUAUCAGAACAUGCUGAUCCUCAGCCUUCAAAUAAACCCUUCACCUGUGGGGGUGGCAGUGGCAUUGUACAAAGCACGAAAGCUCUUAUCCUGAAGAGUGAGUAUAUACGGCUGGAAAAGGAAGUUUCCAAGUUAAAGCAGCAAAAUGAACAGCUAAUAAAGCAAAAGAAUGAGCUGUUAAGCAAUAAUCAGCAUCUUUACAAUGAGGUCAAAACGUGGAAGGAGAGAACCCUUAAAAGAGAGGCUCACAAAGAAGUAACUUGUGAGAAUUCUCCAAAGUCUCCUAAAGUGACUGGAACAGCCUCUAAAAAGAGACAACAUAUGUCAUCUCAGUGCAAGGAAAGGAAUUUACAAGAUCCUGUGCCGAAGGAGUCGCCAAAGUCUUGGUUUUUUGAUAGCCGAUCAAAGUCUUUGCCAGUACCUUCUCCGGUUCACUAUUUUGAUAACUCAAGUUUAGGCCUUUGCCCAGUAGAACAAAUUGCUGGAGCAGAGACUGUGGAUCCCCAGCCAGGUCCUUGGCAUGCCUCCUCUGGAAAAGAUGUGCCCGAGUGCAAGACUCAGUAGAUUACUCUCUGUCACUUUUCUGGGGGCCCAGCGUUCCAUGUUUGGAAAUGCCUGCGUUUAUCCCUGGCAAUGAUGUCACAGUCCAACUUAAUUUCAGUUCAGUUUUCACUUUGCCGGUAGAAUUGGAAGGUGAAGGAACGGGAUUCAUUCCCGUUAUUUAGAAUGGUAAUAGCAAUACCUUCUUCUUGAAUGUGGCAAUCCUUUAGAAGUUGAAUAGUUUUAUUUAUUUACAUGUUUUGUAAAGAAUAAAGUUAUUGAAGGAAAUUUCCAAUCUUUCCACGUAUACAUAAAAUGUAUACUUUUUCAUUAAUGUAAAGUUAUCCACAUGUGACUUAGAGAAUUCCAAAGCAUGAUUCAUAAAUUAAUAUGAAACAUCAUUUAAUUAACAAAAUUACAGACUCCCUUUUUAGUACCUUGAACAUUCAAUAAACGUUUGCUUAGUUCUGAA
This is a messenger RNA of Aethalodelphis obliquidens (Pacific white-sided dolphin), 9058 nucleotides long. RefSeq names its product centromere protein E (gene CENPE). Lineage: Eukaryota; Metazoa; Chordata; Mammalia; Artiodactyla; Delphinidae. The record is from RefSeq and is a predicted model, not a curated record. Bases 52 to 8610 code for a protein of 2852 amino acids. The transcript is spliced from 51 exons. Gene Ontology annotation, molecular function: ATP binding; microtubule motor activity; microtubule binding. Gene Ontology annotation, biological process: mitotic cell cycle; microtubule-based movement. Gene Ontology annotation, cellular component: microtubule.